UGCGACGAAGUCGAAGGAAUAUUGUUACUUCCCGGAGUCACGGAAAAACGGGAGACUCGGUGUCUCUGUCCUCGCGAAACAGAAGAGCUCGCAGUCGGUUGAAGGACGAGACAGACAAGGAUCAGCUACGCCUCCCUGACAUCAAGUCUAAGCAAAGGCUGGGGUCUCCCCAGGGAGUGUUUUUGACCGCUUUGAGUGGAUACGAUGACACCCCCCUGCCCUCCGAGAGACGGCCGUCUGUCACGUCCAGGUCGUCCCGGGAAGCCGUCCCCCCUGCAGCAGCCUCCGGGGACGCGGACCCUUCGCUGACGUCACGGGACAACAAAGAUGGCUCCCCGACUCGACUUCCGGUGCUCUCGUCCUCCAGAGAUGGGGAGUGCAGACGGCAUCAGGCGGAGACUUUCUCUACUACCUCAAGGAGUGUGACGAGAGACUACUGCAGGCCAACACAGACCUACGGAAACGAGACAUCAAACUGGAGGUGAUCGACAGCGACACUCGUAUGGUCCGACUCCUCAAUGAGCUGAGGAGAGACAAGCAGCCCGACAAAGCCUUGGUGGAGUUCAUCACUCACUUCUGGCACGAGAUGAAGUCAACGACGGAGUCGCUACAAGCGCUUCUCGAUAAAUUCAACAACACAGUCCUUCUACGCCUCAGCAACAACUACAUAGGCAGCCACAGCGCCGACCUUCAGGUGCCCGUCUGCCAGCAGUACGCCCUUGACAUUGAAGGUUUCCUCAAAGACCUUGACACCCAGCUCGGCAACGCCAGACUGAUGGUGAAGAGCUACGGGAACGGCAUCCACCAGAAUCUCCUGGACGACUCAGACUUUUCCCAGCGCCUCAUGGUCUGCUGUGACCUGAAAGCCUUCCCUAUCCUCGGGUUUAUUCACGACGUGUGUGGAAAAAUUCUCAAAAUGUGUGCAUCGGCGCGGGAGUGGCUCGCGAGAGAUGAGCAGUUCAUGCACGAGAUUAACUCUUUUAUUCGGGAGACGAGAACGGUGGCGAGGAGGAGGGAACAGGCUUUGAUGUCGGAGAAACAGAAGAGAAAGAAGCAGGAGAAGAACGUGAAGAUUGCCCAGAGCAUUCUGCACAACAACCGGCAAAAACUUCGUCUGAUCGAGCAAGAGCUGCAGCAGUUGGAGACGCGGCUGAACGAGUCCAAAGUGGAGCAGAAGGUCAAGUCGGAGGAGAUCCAGCAGAAGGAGAGCAUGGUGGACUUCCUCAAGCUCACCCUGCAGCAGACCAAGAAAAACUACAGCCUGCAGACCAAGAGGACCAAGCUCUUACGGCAGGUACGAGAACUGGAGGACUACCUUCGUACUAUGGAGGCCAACCUAGAGGUGGUGCAGGACAAGAUACUCGCUAAGUCACACGAGAAGAUUUUACUGGCCGAGAAAAUCAACCACUCGGAGAAGUCCUACGACGCCCUCAAGACAGACUUUGACAAAUACUCGGACAAUCUGGAGGAGUUGGAGGCAGAGGUGACAGGCCUCUCAGGUCAACUGCUACAGCUUGAGAUUGUCCACACCAUCAAGACGUCUCCGGAGACUUUGGACAAUCUGCUGGACCGACCAUCUACCGUCAAGUUGUCUCAGUCUCUCAAAGAGCGCAUCAAAGAGAGGAAGAAAAAAGCCGCGGCCAAAGCCAGUUGAUGAUAUUGUCUGGACUAUGGGCGGGAAAACAUCGGGAAAACAUCAGGGAAACAUCGGGGACCGGAAGCACGCUUUAUCUUUACUGACAAUAUUGUACAGAGUUGAGCAUUGUGACAGAAAUGUGUUUGAGCUCCGGAUUGAAAUUAGUCCAAGUAGUACCAGGUGUGGGGCUAUACUUUACUUUUACCAACAUUCACUAAAAAUCUUGACGCAUCAAGACGUAGUAGAUCUAUACAAAGUACAUUUCCCAAAUGAGAGGCAUGGUGGUGAAAUCAUGCGCUCGUCAAAAUAGCGAAAUUGGAUAAACAGGCAUUUUUCCCGCCAGUUU
Messenger RNA from Aplysia californica (California sea hare), 1982 nucleotides. RefSeq lists its product as uncharacterized. The record is from RefSeq and is a predicted model, not a curated record. Lineage: Eukaryota; Metazoa; Mollusca; Gastropoda; Aplysiida; Aplysiidae.